GUAGUUAUGGUAACAUGACGUGCUUGAUUGUGACCUCAGGUAAAGGUAACUCAAUUGUUUUUGUAUGUUAAUCCAGCGACAGUAAGACCCGGUGGAAACCCUCUAUAACGCAGACUCCACUGUCUGCACACUUUCCUUUACACUGAGUGCAAUAUGGUAGCAAUGCUGGGCUGGAGGCUGUGAAUAAUAUGCAUUUAGGACCAAGCUCAUUACGCUACCCGGUCCUUUAAAUGGUCUUGUAACUCAUAUUAGAUUCUUACGAAAGGCUGUGUUUUUUUUUGCUUUGGAGAAGAUAACGGUCUCAGCUUGACCGCAUUUACAACUCGCUUUUCUUCAAACCACUGUAACUGAGUCAAGCCUUGAAUCGCCGCAGGGGAGACGAGCUGUCAAGAUACUUAUUAAAUCCGUUUGGAUAGCUGGUGAUGCUUAAAGUCACUAUGCUCUCGUCCAGAGCAGGGGCAACCCCAGCUCCAGACUACUGGAUAGAUGGAUCGAAGAAGGAGAUCUUGGCUGACUACUAUGAGUUGGAGUCCGAAUUGGGACGGGGAGCGACAUCCGUGGUGUGCAGAUGUCGACAGAAGGGAACACAGAAGCCGUUUGCGGUGAAAACGCUGAAGAAGACAGUGGACAAGAAGAUAGUGAGGACAGAGAUAGGUGUCCUACUUCGACUCUCUCACCCAAACAUUAUCAAACUAAAAGAGAUAUUUGAGACCCCGUCAGAGAUCAGUCUGGUCUUAGAGCUUGUGACUGGAGGAGAGCUAUUUGAUAGGGUUGUGGAAAAGGGCUUCUACACUGAACGGGAUGCUGCUGAUGCUGUCAAACAAGUACUAGAAGCCGUUGCAUACCUGCAUGAGAACGGCGUGGUGCACCGAGACCUGAAACCCGAGAACCUCCUAUAUGCCACCUCAGCACCAGAUGCUCCCCUCAAAAUAGCUGAUUUUGGACUGUCAAAGAUCAUCGACGAUCAGGUCACAAUGAAGACAGUUUGUGGUACACCAGGAUACUGUGCCCCAGAGAUCCUGCGAGGUUGUGCUUAUGGACCUGAGGUUGACAUGUGGUCGGUGGGCGUUAUCACUUACAUCUUGCUAUGUGGCUUUGAACCGUUCUUCGAUGAUAGAGGGGACCAGUACAUGUUCAAGAGGAUCCUCAACUGUGAAUAUGAGUUUGUCUCCCCCUGGUGGGACAAUGUGUCCCUCAAUGCCAAGGAUCUGGUGAGAAAGCUGAUUGUCCAGGAUCCAAAGAAGCGGCUAACGACCUUGCAAGCACUGCAGCACCCCUGGGUGACUGGGAAGGCAGUUAACUCAGCCCAUAUGGACACUGCUCAGAAGAAACUGCAGGAGUUCAAUGCACGCCGAAAACUCAAGGCUGCAGUAAAGGCCGUGGUGGCCUCGUCACGAUUGGGCAGCGCUGGCAGUCACGGCCACGCUGACAACAGCAAGAACAGCAACUGCAACAGCGCCACCAAUCAGGAAGGGGCACAAGAGGAGCAGCCACGGAACGAUCAGUCACAGAUCCAGGAAGGAUCCUAACUGUGGAUCUCCUCUGUUGUUGCAUGUCACCCUGUGAAGCCAUUCUACCCUCCUGUUGGACUGUGAGGUUUCUGAGAGGAACCAUAUGGUCUCACCUAUACUGGAGAUACUCCGCCUGGCUUUAUUGCAUGUGACUGAUUGAAUUAAAGGAUGUACAACCAUACUGACUCGGCACAUUGCAACAAUAUGCCACAAGUAUAUUAAGUACACAUGAAACCAGAGUUUACGACUGCGCAUGCCCAUUUCUUAACUCACACAACAACUUCACUGGAUGGUUUAUUUAUUCCAUUAUACCAUGUCAUAACUGCAAAAUGACAUCCAAGUGUUCACAGUAUUCAUUUGCCGGUUUAUAAAGUAAUUCAUAACGAUGGUAAUCAUCAUGCUGCUCUGGUGGCAGAAUAUAAUAUAGACUGGAGAAUUGAUUUAGGUUGAUUUGCAUUACUGGUUGAGUAGGCCAACAGUAUCUGUUUGGAGAACGGGUUGGACACAUUUUUUUCAGAUGGUCAUAAACUGAACCUUUAUUACAACGUCUAAGGAGAAUGCCUUAUUGUAUCUUAUUAACUGUGUUUUACACUCCUUUUGUAAGAAAUAUUGAGUAUCUUGUUAAAGGUCCAAUGCACCUGUUUUUUUUGUCAGAAUAUCUAAUAAUUUCAGGGUAACAAUAUCAAUUCAAAUAGUCAAAAGAAACAAAAAUAGCUUCUUAGCAAAGACCAAUUUCUCAAGCAAGAAUUUUGCUAGGACUGUCUGGGAGUGAUCGGAGUGGGGAGGGGAAAACUGAAAACUAGCUGUUAUUAGUAGACAAAAGUGAUGUUAUUUAAAAGUGUAGAGUUGUUUUACAAUUAAGAACUUUUUCUUUUGUAUACCAAAAUGGUUGUGUACAACUGAAAAGGCACCCCAGUUUUUGUUAUUGCCAAAUACACAAUUUUCAUGGAAAUUGAAGAGUAGAUAUUCAGUGUCAAAAUUGGUUGAGUCUGUUGCUUUAUUCGAUAAUAUCCCACCUCUGUCAUAUACAAUGGAAGAGGCUGUUUUCUUGUUGCAAAUAUUUCUCUCUCAUUAAUCCAUUAACUGACAUGCCUUGUAGUUGAAUGUUUGUUAAUCUACAAAGAAAAAGGUUGGCUGUGUAUUGAAUUUUUUUGCAUGAUUUUGUCUGCAGUAUAAAGGAAUGUUGUGGUUAAUAUAUGAAAUGUAUUCAACAACGGUUGUCCAUUUGCAUGUGGGAAUGUUGAAUUGAACUGCUGCGGUUGUCUGUUAAAAUGCCCAUUAGUUUACUUACAUCACAUGACAGAUGCAAUCUGUGUUAAACAGUGAAGUAUUAGAGGCCUUCUGAAGGCCCCAAGACGUCAACUUGAUAUUCAUUUUAUAUGCUCAAGGGAACAUUUAAUCAUUCAGUGUCGUCUUAAAAUGGUUACCAUUAGGAUUGAUUUGGUAUGGACUGCAGGAGAAAAUAUUAAACUUUAUGAAGUUA
Messenger RNA from Oncorhynchus keta (chum salmon), 2994 nucleotides. It is a transcript of the gene camk4, whose product is annotated as calcium/calmodulin-dependent protein kinase IV. Gene Ontology annotation, biological process: protein phosphorylation. Bases 423 to 1529 code for a protein of 368 amino acids. Lineage: Eukaryota; Metazoa; Chordata; Actinopteri; Salmoniformes; Salmonidae. Gene Ontology annotation, molecular function: calmodulin binding; calcium/calmodulin-dependent protein kinase activity; ATP binding. The transcript has 11 exons. The record is from RefSeq and is a predicted model, not a curated record.